This is a messenger RNA of Staurois parvus, 350 nucleotides long. Lineage: Eukaryota; Metazoa; Chordata; Amphibia; Anura; Ranidae. The record is from the annotation of a GenBank genome assembly.
ACUGCGGACAUAGUACAGGAGAUGACCAGAGACUGCGGACAUAGUACAGGAGAUGACCAGAGACUGCGGACACAGUACAGGAGAUGACCAGAGACUGUGGACACAGUACAGGAGACGACCAGAGACUGCGGACACAGUACAGGAGAUGACCAGAGACUGCGGACACAGUACAGAGAUGACCAGAGACUGCGGACACAGUACAGGAGAUGACCAGAGACUGCGGACACAGUACAGGAGAUGACCAGAGACUGCGAACACAGUACAGGAGAUGACCAGAGACUGCGAACACAGUACAGGGGAUGACCAGAGACUGCGGACAACAGUACAGGGGAUGACCAGAGACUGCGGAC